Molecule: messenger RNA, 845 nt
Organism: Cryptotermes secundus
Lineage: Eukaryota; Metazoa; Arthropoda; Insecta; Blattodea; Kalotermitidae
Exons: 5
Coding region: 198-845 (215 amino acids)
Source: RefSeq, a predicted model, not a curated record
CCCAUCUGUGUCAGUGUUUAUUAACGACUGUAACUAUUGAGUGAAAAAUUUGUGUCUAGCCUGAAAGAGUGAAGCUGUUUGCCUCUUGAAGCUCUUGAAAGUGGCGCCGCAGUGGCAAUUGAAACAAGCCAGGGCGCGCUGAGUGAGUGGGAAGGUAGUCAGUGUGAGUGUACAGGUGCGGGCAGUGUGACAACGCAAUGAAGUGUGCAAGUGACUCCGUGUUUCUGACAUUUCAGAUUGUUGUUUUCAUCACGUUCUACCUCGCAACAGAGGCCAUGUUGCAGUUCACGGUGGAGUUGCGAGCGCCACGAUACGUGACGCUAGGUGGCUCUGCUCUCCUGCAGUGUGAGUACAGUGUAGGUCUGGAGCAACUUCACCGUGUGGAAUGGCUGAGGAACGACAAGAAACUAUUCCAGUUCGUGAAGGGACGCACUCCGCCAUUUAGGAACUUCACCACACCCGGAGCAGAACUAGACUGGAACGGCAGCAACGAGAGUCAGAUUCUACUCCGGAACAUGGACUUCGAAGGGUCCGGCUCCUACGCUUGUGUGGUAUCGACACAGACACCCAUCUACACGAAGCCGUCCAACGAACAUGAGUUGACUGUCAUACAGACGCAGCGAGACCCGCCACAAGUACUGACAUCAAAGCCGGUCUAUCAGGUGGGAGAGACGUUAGAGGCGAACUGUACAACCAGCCCAUCGCGGCCCAUAGCCCACAUCACUUGGCUGGUGAACGGCAAAUCUGUGAGUAGAGCGCAUUCAUACCGGUGUUUUCAGGACAACGUGGCACACCACGGUAACAAGUUUCACCUCAAAGACUUGCCCUGCAGCUCAGUGGAUUAA